Messenger RNA from Vicugna pacos (alpaca), 2101 nucleotides. Its product is annotated as vomeronasal type-1 receptor 4-like. Lineage: Eukaryota; Metazoa; Chordata; Mammalia; Artiodactyla; Camelidae. Gene Ontology annotation, molecular function: pheromone receptor activity. The record is from RefSeq and is a predicted model, not a curated record. Gene Ontology annotation, biological process: G protein-coupled receptor signaling pathway. Gene Ontology annotation, cellular component: membrane.
UCAUUUAGUUUUGCUUUGCACUAUUUUAUCAUGUAUUGUUGUUUUAUGUUCAUAGUUUAUGGCAUUACAUGUGAUUAUUCAAUAACUUCUAUAAUAAGUGUUAUUAUUCUCCAUUUCUCACAGAAAAGGGAAGGAGACUUUCUGUUGGCAUCCUGAUCUGUUGGCAUCCUGAUCUCAGGGCUUUCUCUUCUUCCUCACGUUAACUUGUCAUGUGGGAGGUUCUUGUGAUAAUUUAAUGCCAACAGUGCAUGGACGUGUAUUAACAUAUGAAAAUCUCUAUUCAUAAUUGAUUUUGACAUAUAAAAUAAAACUUUAUAAAUAAAUGGAUUCUUUUCUUGAUAAAACUUAUACCACCAGUCUAAAAUCAAAUGUUAAGAUGUAAAUUCAGAAGAAAAUACCGAUCUGGAUGAUUAUUUGAACAUAGCUAUCUAGGAUUUUGGCAGAGCAUCAUGGAUCACUGCAGUAUCUUUCACAGUUCUGUGGGUGUCAAGUCCUCACUCUGCCCUAAGCAGUGGAUUUGGACAAAUAUUUAACCUCUGUAUGUGUACCUUUUCAGCAACUGUAUAAUUAAAUUCGUGGAAGUGACUGCCUCAGAGAUUUGUGAAGAAUAAAAACAUGAUCACAUGUGAUGCCUUCAAUGAUUACUUUAACAUUUGAAGUCCUCUUUAAAUGUUAUACAUGCAACCCUUGGAAUGCUGCUACUAUCAGAAAAAUAUUCAGUAAAUGUUUCCAAAUGGGAACUGAUGAUAAGUGCAGAAUAUUGGAUUCAGCUGACACUAUACGUGUAUCCUGUGCCUCAUGUUCCCAUGCAGGACAUUCUAACAGACAAGACAAACAUCAGUGACUGGUGUCUGAGAGGAUGGAUAGCAGGGAUUUGGCAAUUGAUGUGAUCAUCUUAAUGCAGACAGUGGUUGGAAUCCUGGGGAAUUUCUCACUUCUUUGCCAUUAUAUCAUCCUUUACAUCACUGGGUACAGGUUAAGGUCCACAGAUUUGAUAAUUAAGCACCUGAUUGUAGCCAACUUCCUUACCCUUCUCUGUAAAGGCGUCCCCCACACAAUGGCAGCGUUUGGGUGGAAACAUUUCCCCAGUAAUUUUGGAUGCAAAGUUCUUUUCUUUCUUCACAGAGUGGGAAGGGGAGUGUCCAUUGGUAGCAUGUGCCUCUUGAGUGUCGUUCAGGUGAUCAUGGUCAGUCCCAGGAACUCGAGGUGGGCAGAGCUUAAGGUGAAAUCUCCCAAGUACAUUGUCAUUUCUAUUUUCCUGUGUUGGUUCCUGCAAAUGUUGGUAAAUAUCAUUUUCCUUAUCUCCAUACAUAGCAAAUUGAGCAACCAAAACAUCACAAAGGAAAAGGAUUUUGGAUACUGUGCUUCCAUUCAUCGUGACAAAAUCAGUGAUGUGUUGUUGGGAGGAAUGCUGUUGUUCCCUGAUGUUUUAUGUUUGGGACUCAUCGUCUGGGCCAGUGGCUCCAUGGUUUUCAUCCUGCACAGGCAUAAGCAGCAGGUCCAACACAUUCAGAGGACCAAAGCCUUCCCCAGUUCCUCCCCUGAGUCCAGAGCUACAAAAACCAUCCUUCUUCUGGUGAGCACUUUUGUCUACUUUUAUACCCUUUCCUCUGUCUUUCAACUUCUUUUGUCUCUUUUUGAGAAUCCCAACUGGUCCCUUGUGAAAGUCAGUAUAAUUAUCGCUGCAUGCUUCCCAGCUGUCAGCCCCUUCCUGCUCAUGAGCCGUGACUCCAGUGUACACAGCCUCUACUUUGCCUGAAUAAGAAAUAACAGAAAUCCCCUACUAUGAUGAGAACCAUGUAAAUUGUAUUUAUAUCCACUGUGUCCAUACCAUUGCCAGUUCAUUCAUUCACUCUCAGAGUCUUAACUAAAUUCUGCAUCUCAAUAGAAUAAUAAGCAAGACAUGCUGAGCAUCUUCCAAUAAACAACAGUGAUUGUAUUUUCUUGAAACAUAAUUACCUUGUAAAUAAUUAUGUUAUUGAUGUUUUUCUAGUGUGUGUAGAAAAGUUUGGAAUUUAUACAGUAAUAAACAGUAGAUCUUGUGACAAUCUGCAUAUAUUGAAGUCUUCAGAUAUGUAACUUUCAAUCUAACAGAAUAUGU